Messenger RNA from Nematolebias whitei (Rio pearlfish), 319 nucleotides. RefSeq names its product cytidine deaminase b (gene cdab). Lineage: Eukaryota; Metazoa; Chordata; Actinopteri; Cyprinodontiformes; Rivulidae. The record is from RefSeq and is a predicted model, not a curated record. The transcript is spliced from 3 exons. Gene Ontology annotation, molecular function: zinc ion binding; cytidine deaminase activity. The annotation marks the transcript as partial. Gene Ontology annotation, cellular component: cytosol.
ACAGGUUGCAAUGUGGAGAACGCAAGUUACAACCUGGGACUGUGCGCUGAAAGGACCGCCAUCUCCAAGGCUGUGUCCGAGGGAUACAGAAGUUUCAAGGCCAUCGCAAUCGCCAGCGACUUGUGCGACCAGUUCAUCUCCCCGUGCGGAGGCUGCAGGCAGUUCAUGAGAGAGUUCGGGUCUGACUGGGACGUUUACCUUUCCAAGCCUGACGGCUCAUACAGAAGGAUGACCGUGGACGAGCUGCUGCCCGCCUCCUUCGGCCCUGAAGACCUGUCCAUGAAGAAAGUGCUCAUUCCCAACGAGUACUGAGCUCAAA